GAUACAAGCUGUAUAUGGGCAUUUUUCCUGACCUUAUGUCUAUGGAGAUUUUUGUACCUUACUCUGGCAGAAUGCAGAAUAAAACAACAGCAUCCCAAGGGCACUGGAACAGAAUGGCGCCAGCCUGGUGGAGUACAGUGAUCUGGGUUGUGAUCAGUGCUGUUGACUUUAGAAUUAUUGAAUGCAAAGGUCUGGGAGAAGUCCAUCCAGAAGUAGCCACAAACUAUGGGAGGCUUCGUGGGAAACAAGCAGACGUGAAGGGCACAGAGAAGUGGGUCAAUGUCUUCCUGGGUGUUCCCUUUGCAAGACCUCCGACUGGCUCCUUGAGAUUCUCCUCACCGCAGCCGCCUGAACCAUGGGAUGGCAUCAGAGAUGCAGCCAAUCACCCAGCAGUGUGCCCCCAGGACCUUAAUAUACUCAAAGGAGUUCAGAAAAGAUGGAAAGAAAAGCAUCCACCCUUCCAAAAUUCUGAAGACUGUUUAUAUUUAAACAUUUAUACUCCAGCUCAUUCGUCCAAGACAUCCAAGUUACCCGUGAUGGUGUGGAUUCAUGGAGGGAAUUUUGUAUUUGGGGCGGCUUCCAGGUAUGAUGGUUCAGCAAUAGCUGCCUAUGAAGACGUGGUGGUGGUAACCAUUCAGUACAGGCUGGGCCUCUUGGGGUUCUUCAGCACAGGGGAUGAGAAUGCCCGAGGGAACUGGGCCUUCUUGGACCAGCUGGCAGCUCUCCAAUGGAUCCACGAGAACAUCGGGCCUUUUGGGGGUGAUCCGGAGUCUGUGACUCUCUUUGGUGCAUCUGCAGGAUCAGUCAGUGUUUCAGCCCAUGUUCUGUCUCCCUUAUCCAAGGGCUUAUUCCACAGAGCCAUUCUGGAGAGUGGCGUUGCACAGCUUCCAACAACCUUCUCCUCCAGGCCUCAGCUGGGUGCUGAAAUAAUUGCACGUGUAUUGGGCUGUGAGAUGACCACCUCAGCUGCCAUGGUGCAGUGCUUGAGGCAGAAGAGUGAGCAGGAGCUGAUCCUCGCCAACAUUACGAUGCAUAGCAUUGGCCCAGUUUUGGAUGGUGUGUUUAUGCCCAAGACCUCUGAAGAGAUUCUGGCUGGAAAAGAGUUCAGUGCUGUGCCCCUCAUGGUUGGGGUCACCAACCAUGAAUUUGGCUGGAACAUUCGCAUUACAUCACCCCUGAAAGGGCUGAGAGAAGUGGGAGACAGAAACACCAUCUACGCCACUUUGAAGACACUCCUUUCCUUUUUGGGGAUCCCACACAAAAUCCUGCCAAUGUUGCUCGAGGAGUAUCUAGGAGAAACAAACAACCUUGAUGAACUUAGAGAGGGAUUCCUGGACUUGCUGGGAGAUGCAAUCAUUAUCAUCCCAUCCAUUAAAACAAUGCAAUAUCACAAAGAGUCUGGUGCUUCAGUUUACUUCUUUGAGUACCAGCACCGUCCCAACUUGUACCAUGACACCAAACCAGAUUAUGUUAAAGCGGAUCAUGCGGAUGAAGUUGGCUUCGUUUUCGGGGGGCCAUUUCUCACUGGUGACAUCCGCCUGCGUGAUGAAGCCACUGAAGAAGAGAAACUCCUAAGCAGAACAAUAAUGAAAUACUGGGCUAACUUUGCACGCAAUGGAAACCCGAAUGGAGAAGGCUUGGUGGAGUGGCCAGCUUAUAACACUGGGGAGCAGUAUCUAGAGUUAAAUCUGAAGCAGAAAGUAUCAUCAAAGCUGAAAGAGAAGAAGGUGGCAUUUUGGAUUAAGACUGUUCCUGAAAAGAUUAAUGAGCUGAGGCAGAAACAUACCGAUUUAUAAUUCACCAGCUUCCAGAUAAUAAAUUGAGCACAAAAAUUGCAAACAAUUAGAACAUUUUCCUUCAUUACUUGCUGAAGCAUGUUUUACUACAAAUCAAAAACAGCGUUUUCCUAUUUUGAGCUGGAAAAUGUUGGAGAGUAUCUAAUUAUUUGUUACUCUUUAAAAAUGUUUAUUCUUUAUCUAUGUGAUGACCCUGAGGUCUACAUAUUGUUUCUAAGACUAGAUAAGAAUUUCCUUUUGUUUACCACAAUGUUAGUUUCAAAAUCUUAUUAUUAAAAUACACAAUAAAAUAUUUCUGCUUUAACCAAA
Molecule: messenger RNA, 2105 nt
Organism: Rhineura floridana
Lineage: Eukaryota; Metazoa; Chordata; Lepidosauria; Squamata; Rhineuridae
Product: fatty acyl-CoA hydrolase precursor, medium chain-like
Exons: 13
Coding region: 15-1796 (593 amino acids)
Biological process (GO): postsynaptic membrane assembly; modulation of chemical synaptic transmission; presynaptic membrane assembly
Cellular component (GO): synapse; cell surface
Molecular function (GO): signaling receptor activity; neurexin family protein binding
Source: RefSeq, a predicted model, not a curated record